Molecule: messenger RNA, 1911 nt
Organism: Castor canadensis (American beaver)
Lineage: Eukaryota; Metazoa; Chordata; Mammalia; Rodentia; Castoridae
Gene: Alg8
Product: ALG8 alpha-1,3-glucosyltransferase
Biological process (GO): dolichol-linked oligosaccharide biosynthetic process; protein N-linked glycosylation
Cellular component (GO): endoplasmic reticulum membrane
Molecular function (GO): dolichyl pyrophosphate Glc1Man9GlcNAc2 alpha-1,3-glucosyltransferase activity
Source: RefSeq, a predicted model, not a curated record
GCGGUAAUGGCGGUGCUCGGAGGUGCAGCUGGUAGUGGCCAUUGGUUUUCAGCUUUGGCGCUCGGGGUGACCCUCCUCAAAUGCCUUCUCAUUCCCACCUAUCAUUCCACAGAUUUUGAAGUACACCGAAACUGGCUUGCUAUCACUUACAGUUUGCCAGUAUCACAAUGGUAUUAUGAGGCAACUUCAGAGUGGACCUUGGACUACCCCCCCUUUUUUGCAUGGUUUGAGUAUGUCCUGUCACAUGUUGCCAAAUAUUUUGAUGAAGAGAUGCUUAAUGUCAAGAAUCUGAACUACUCCAGCCCAAUGACCUUACUUUUCCAGAGGUUUUCUGUCAUCUUUACAGAUGCACUCUUUGUGUAUGCUGUCCACGAGUGCUGUAAAUGCAUUGAUGGGAAAAAAGCGGGGAAAGAACUUACAGAGAAGCCAAAGUUUAUUCUCUCAGUGAUACUGCUGUGGAACUUCGGGUUGUUAAUUGUGGACCAUAUCCAUUUCCAGUAUAAUGGGUUUUUAUUUGGAUUAAUGCUACUCUCCAUUGCACGGUUAUUUCAGAAGAGACAUGUGGAAGGAGCGUUUCUCUUUGCUGCCCUCCUACAUUUCAAGCACAUCUAUCUCUAUGUAGCACCUGCAUAUGGAAUCUAUCUGCUGCGAUCUUACUGUUUCACUGCAAGCAAACCAGAUGGUUCUGUCCGAUGGAACAGCUUCAGCUUUGUCCGGGUUCUUUCCCUGGGACUGACUGUUCUCCUGGUUUCUGCUCUUUCACUGGGUCCUUUCCUAGCCUUGAACCAGCUGCCUCAAGUCUUUUCCCGACUCUUUCCUUUCAAGAGGGGCCUCUGCCAUGCUUACUGGGCUCCAAACUUCUGGGCUUUGUACAAUGCUUUGGACAAACUGCUGUCUGUCAUUGGUUUGCAAUUGAAAAUUCUUGAUCCCAACAAUAUCCCCAAGGCCUCAAUGACGAGUGGUUUGGUUCAGCAGUUCCAACACACAGUCCUUCCCUCAGUGACACCCUUGGCAACACUCAUCUGCACCUUGAUUGCCAUUCUGCCCUCUGUUUUCUGUCUUUGGUUUAAACCCCAAGGGCCCAGAGGCUUUCUCCGAUGCCUAAUUCUUUGUGCUUUGAGCUCCUUCAUGUUUGGAUGGCAUGUCCAUGAAAAAGCCAUACUCCUUGCAGUGCUCCCAAUGAGCCUUUUGUCUGUGGAAAAAGCAGGAGAUGCUUCGAUUUUUUUGAUUCUGACCACAACAGGACAUUAUUCCCUCUUCCCUCUACUCUUCACUGCACCAGAACUUCCCAUUAAAAUCUUACUCAUGCUGCUGUUCACCAUUUACAGUAUUUCUUCACUAAAGACACUAUUCAGAAAAGAAAAACCUCUUUUUAAUUGGAUGGAAACUUUCUACCUCCUUGGCCUGGGGCCUCUGGAAGUCUGCUGUGAAUUUAUAUUCCCUCUUACCUCCUGGAGGCUGAAGUACCCCUUCAUCCCUUUGUUACUGACCUCAGUGUACUGUGCAGUGGGCAUCAUGUAUGCUUGGUUCAGACUGUAUGUUUCAGUGUUGACUGGCCCUCCUGUCAGCAAGACAAAAAAGCAGUGAAUAAAGGAGCUGCUUGGAUGUAGGCCAAGCAAUUAUUUCAUGGGAAAUUAAUCAGAAUUUGAAGAAAGUUGCCGGUGGCAUGAGCCAUUCAUUUCAAUAGAUCUGUUCAGAGGACCAUUCUUCCACACUUGGCCUUGCCCAGCCUAGCAACCUGAUCGUUACCAUGGUGAGAAGCCACUUACCAUCUGUAAGCAGUGAAAUGUGUCUGAAAAACCUCUCAUCUUCCCCUGUUAAAAUUGCCUGAGAUCAUUCAGACUGCUGUGCUUAGUGAAGGCAAAGAGGGAGUCUCAUUAACAGCAUAAUUAUUUGUAGCCUGUACUGACC